Molecule: messenger RNA, 1159 nt
Organism: Tinamus guttatus (white-throated tinamou)
Lineage: Eukaryota; Metazoa; Chordata; Aves; Tinamiformes; Tinamidae
Source: RefSeq, a predicted model, not a curated record
CUUGCAGAUGAAGUGCGCACAGGGACCUACCGGCAGCUCUUCCACCCCGAGCAGCUCAUCACGGGCAAGGAGGAUGCGGCCAACAACUACGCGCGGGGCCACUACACCAUCGGCAAGGAGAUCAUCGACCUGGUGCUCGACCGCAUCCGCAAGCUGGCUGACCAGUGCACAGGCCUGCAGGGCUUCCUGGUCUUCCACAGCUUUGGCGGUGGCACCGGCUCCGGUUUCACCUCCCUGCUCAUGGAGCGCCUCUCCGUUGACUAUGGCAAGAAGUCCAAGCUGGAGUUCUCCAUCUACCCGGCCCCACAAGUGUCCACGGCUGUGGUGGAGCCCUACAACUCCAUCCUCACCACCCACACCACCCUGGAGCACUCCGACUGUGCCUUCAUGGUGGACAACGAGGCCAUCUAUGACAUCUGCCGCAGGAACCUCGAUAUCGAGCGUCCCACCUACACCAACCUCAAUAGGUUGAUAGGCCAGAUUGUGUCCUCCAUCACUGCGUCCCUGCGCUUUGAUGGGGCCCUGAAUGUCGAUCUCACUGAGUUCCAGACCAACCUGGUGCCCUAUCCCCGCAUCCACUUCCCCCUGGCCACCUACGCGCCCGUCAUCUCUGCCGAGAAAGCGUACCAUGAGCAGCUCUCUGUGGCCGAGAUCACCAAUGCCUGCUUCGAGCCGGCCAACCAGAUGGUCAAGUGUGACCCUCGCCACGGCAAGUACAUGGCCUGCUGCCUGCUGUACCGUGGGGACGUGGUGCCCAAAGAUGUCAACGCCGCCAUCGCCACCAUCAAGACCAAGCGCAGCAUCCAGUUUGUGGACUGGUGCCCCACGGGCUUCAAGGUGGGCAUCAACUACCAGCCGCCCACGGUGGUCCCUGGCGGGGACCUGGCCAAGGUGCAGCGCGCCGUGUGCAUGCUGAGCAACACAACGGCCAUCGCCGAGGCCUGGGCCCGCCUGGACCACAAGUUCGACCUGAUGUACGCCAAGCGUGCCUUCGUGCACUGGUACGUGGGCGAGGGCAUGGAGGAAGGCGAGUUCUCGGAGGCCCGUGAAGACAUGGCAGCCCUGGAGAAGGAUUACGAGGAGGUGGGGGUAGACUCGGUGGAGGGCGAGGGUGAGGAGGAAGGUGAGGAAUACUAGCCCCACCAUGCUGCUCUCGCGG